Molecule: messenger RNA, 4137 nt
Organism: Suillus fuscotomentosus
Lineage: Eukaryota; Fungi; Basidiomycota; Agaricomycetes; Boletales; Suillaceae
Exons: 24
Coding region: 1-4137 (1378 amino acids)
Source: RefSeq, a predicted model, not a curated record
AUGUGUGAGAUAAAGCUGGAAAAAACACUGUUAGCACAAAUCAGACUUGAAAACAAAACAAAAAACAAGCCGGAAAAUUCAGUGGAUCUGAUAAAGCUAGAGAGCAGGCGCCAGUCCCUGGGGACAUGGAUGGCCAAAAAAUUAUCCCCCAGAGCCCAAAGUGAGAGGCGCCAGUCCCUGGGGACAUGGAUGGCCAAAAAAUAUCCCCCAGAGCCCAAAGUUAGAGGCGCCAGUCCCUGGGGACAUGGAUGGCCAAAAAAUUAUCCCCCAGAGCCCAAAGUGAGAGGCGCCAGUCCCUGGGGACAUGGAUGGCCAAGAAUAUAUCUAAAAAAAACUAAAGAAAACUGCAGUCUGCAAGUAGUCAAAGGCCAACUGUUUGCUCAACGCGCGUGUUUUGUGGACGUGUCUCUAUUGUCAACGUGUCUUCGUCACUUGCCAACGUUUGCUCAACGCGCGUGUUUUGUGGACGCGUCUCUAUUGUCAACGUGUCUUCGUCACUUCCAACGUUUGCUCAACGCACGUGUUUUGUGGACGCGUGUUUAUUGUAAACGUGUCUCUUUUGCUACUGUUCAAUCUUUCGUCAACACACGUUUUGUGGACGCGCGUCUCUUGUCAACGCGUCUCUUUCGUUUCUGUUCUAUCUUUCGUCAACACGCGUUUUGUGGACACGUGUCUCUUGUCAACGUGUCUCUUUCAUUUCUGUUCUAUCUUUCGUCAACACGUGUUUUGUGGAUGUUCUCUAUCAUGGCGCGCACCAAAAACACUGCAAAGAAGUGCACUGGUGGCUCAGCGCCACGUGUACACCUUAACAUACUCAAGACCGCCGCCAAGAGCCUUUCUAGAGAGCCGGCUGGGGGCCAAAGUUUGGAGAUGUCCAAACCGGUUCAUCACAAUGAGUUCUGUAUCCUCUGCCGGGAUGGCUCUGCAUCAUUUAAAGAGAAUACACUCUUUAUGUGCAACCACUGCCCCAGAGUGAUGUGCCGCCUGUGUAUGCGCCUCCCUCCGGGCACUGAAGACACGAUCCUCAAUGAGGACGUGUCUUUUAAGUGCAUAUGUUGUCACAUCGCCCUGGAACAGCAGGGCGCACCGUACUAUGGCUUCUAUCACGCUAAUGGUGUCCCGGUCCUCAAGUCUUUUCUACAGGUCCACGCUUCCCUCGAGCUCUCAUCGUGUGCUGAACUUUCAGCGGCACCGGUGAUAUUCAUUCACCUCAUCCUUGUUGACUUCAACACUACGGCCAGCCCUUUCUCCUUGGCUCAUUCGUUCCUUCAACCCUACUUCACCAGCGGCGGCAUCGAAUAUCGCGAGAUCGCCUACAACAUUGUCUCUGACGCGUCCGGUUACCGCAAAACCGUCCGUCAAAUCAUCAAGGACCUCAAAAACUCGUUCGCAUGGGAACGUGUGGUGGUGAUCCUUUUGCCGGGUACAGUUUGGAUGGCGAGAAGCACUAUGCUGGCGCCCCAACUGAAGAUAGACUUGAAGUUCUUGGAGGGUAUCCUUAGUCCAUGGCAAUCUCUCCUGGACCAUGCUGACGAAACCUACCUGUGGCUCUUGUGCUGCAGCGCAAUUGUCAACAACAGUGACUCAUUUGCAGGAUUGCAACGCGCAGUAGUUCAUCACAAGUUCUCUGCCACAGUCGCAUUCAAUGCCGCACAUUUUCAACCAUCUUUUGCGUCCCAUUUGCUCCUGGCAUUCACUGAACAAGUCCUUGUGGAACGUUGCCCCAUUGGCCUCGCAUUUGGUGACAUGCUGGCGCAAGCUUACAAACUUGGUCGCCACACUGACGUCUUCUUACUGACACCACUUGUGGGUAGUCUGAAGGUCUCCAAGUUUGUAUGGGCUGAUGUCAAGUCCCGGCCUUGGGGUGGCUUCCUGCCAAUCCAAUGCCCAAGCUGUGGGUGGACUGAUUGUUGGAGGUCAGUCUUUGUGAGGGCUUGCAAGGAUAAGGUCUAUGUCUUUGAGUGCAAGAAUGACACCUGCACCCAGUCUUUCACCUUCAGCCCUCCUGAAGGGGCCAUCAUGUUGACAUCAGAUAUAAUGGCCAGCUGGACUCUUGUUUUUAGCAAUGUGUUGAAUGAACACAAAGAUUCCUUUGUAGCAGCUAAAGGAAAUUCUGGCAUCAGGGCUCGCAUCCUCAAGACAAUCAAAGAUGCUAUAGGCAGCAGUGAAGCAGCCAAAGACCCUUGUGUCAUGCUUCCUGAGAAAAAUCUGCGCAAGGCUGUUCGUGCCUAUUAUUUGGACUUCCUGGAAGAUGAUGAGGAUCGCAAGGCAGAGGAAGAGAUUAUUGAGGGAGGAACUAAGGACACAUCUGCUCCAGAUGCUAGGGAAGAUGAUAAGCCUGAGGAUGCUGGGAAGUACAAGACAGAAUUCUCUGGUUUUGAUGUCAUCCAAAAAUUAUUUAAGGAUGAAUUUGCAGAAUAUGACAAGCAGCACAGAGAUACCUCCAACCCAAAGUCUAUGGGUCAGAGGACAAGAUUGGCCCGCAUGUGGCACCAGGCCAUGUCCCCUGAGGUGAAGAAGGAGCUUGAGCGAGUUGCAGGAAAAUGGAACCAGGAAGGACCUCCUGCAGAUACCAAGGACAGAUACCGUACCCAUAACCAGAAAAAAAUGAUGGAGGACUUUAUGGACAUGGUCCGGAGAACCAUGGGAUUGCAUGUCGUCAUCCUUACAGCCCAUGACCGAGGUGAGGGAAAAGCUCCUGGAACUACUGUCUGGGAGACUUCGCCACAAAAGGCCAAAAAACCUUUUACUCAGGCGACCAAAGACAAUCGGAAAUGGGCAGAACAUGCUCAAGAUCGUCUUGCCAACUGGCUUCUCGAAGGAGAAUAUGCUAAAAGUCUGUCAGCCGAUGGAGAGGUUAGUGAUGGAGAGGAUGACGAUGAAAAUAAUCUCCCAGAUCUCACUGUUGAGGUCGAUGAUGAUGGUUAUCCUUGCCUACCCACAGGCUUUGUAUGUCUCAAGCUGAAGCACAGACAACAGCUUGUUCGGGCUGUCUUUCAAAAGGCCUACGCUGUUAUUACCAACAAUCCUAGGGCUCUGGUGCCCUGGGGUGAGAUGUCGACCGAUCCCACUCACUACCUUGAUUCAGGAUGCAUUCCUGAGAAUGUUGUCAUCAGGGAUCCUUCCCACCUGCAAAAGGACACGAUCACUGCAAUCUACUCCCACUGGAAAGACCGUGCUAGUCAUGACAUGCCGAUUAAAGGAGCUGCAAAGGGCAAGUCAAGGACGAAGCCUGCCUAUGUUGAAGUCUCUUCAGAUGAGGAAGGACUCUUGAACAAGGUCACCAAUGGUAAAAGCUCUUCAGAUGAAGAUGAUGUCGAGGUGGAGACUCCGACCAUUCCUGAGUCCAGCCCAAAAUACCAUCUUGCUAGGGACAUGGUCCCUUACCUCAAGUCUCUCUCUACUGUCCCUUCAUAUCAUCGUCUUCUUACUGCGGUUCAGAAGCUUCCGCAAAGAACAGAUUCAAAGUCAAGGAAACAGCAUCUUCCUGUCUGGGCUUCUUGGACAUGGUCUCAGGCAUAUCUGCCUCAAGACAUCCAUGAGGAUAUGAAAAUUGCCUCAGUCGCCCUGGAGCAUUUGAGUAACUACCAGUUCGAUUCUCGUGGAUGGGGCAUGGUUGUGGCCCUGGGACUUGGACUCCUACUUCGUGAGUGUCGUCGUGCUCAGGAGUAUGAAGCCGACGAAGCUGGAGAUGAUGUACCUAACUACUUGGGUAACUCGAUCUUGGGCAUCCAGAUGGGCGACCAGAUUGAGGAAAAGGUUGUAGAGAUAGGGGCAGCAGUAGAAGCCAUGCUGAAAGAUGAGAGCCUGGGGUUGUCUGUUGUGAGGAAAGACAUUGAGAAGAGGCGUUCAGAGGAGAAAAGGAAGUUGAAGGAGAAAAGGAGAGUCGAGGAGGAGAAGAGGGCUGAGGAGGAGAAGAGGGCUGAGGAGGAGAAGAGGGUCGAGGAAGAAGAAAGAUUGGCUAAGCAAGCAAGCAAGGUGGACAAGAGGGUGAGGAAAUCCAAUGCUAAAGGGAAGGGUAAGAGGCCUGCUGCAGAUGUGGAGGAACCAACCAAGAAAAAGGUGAAAGUUUCCCCUCCUGAUCCACCUUGUCGUUCUGCCAGAGACAAAGCACCUCCAAAGAAGUACAAUGUCUGA